AUGCGGCAUGACCAUUAAGAAUAUAUAUCCGAUUCCACGAACCGAUGACCUGCUUGACCAGCUUCGGAGAGCCACGGUAUUUUCCAAACUGGAUUUGCGGUCCGGAUACUGGCAGAUAAGAAUGGCGAACAACUCCAUCAACAAAACCGCCUUCUGUACUCGUUACGGGUCAUACGAGUAUCUGGUCAUGCCGUUCAGACUCACCAACGCACCGGCAACCUUCAAAGCCGAUAUGAACCACAUUCUACGCCCACUCUUGGACGAAUGCGUCGUGGUUUAUCUAGACAACAUUCUCAUAUACUCACGUGAUAUGAAGCAGCACGUCGAACGCUUGCGACUCGUCUUCGACGAGAACGCUUCUACGUCAAGUUAUCCAAGAGUGAAUUCACCCUCAAGAUUGUCCAAUUCCUAGGACACAUG
Messenger RNA from Closterium sp. NIES-67, 420 nucleotides. The record is from the annotation of a GenBank genome assembly. Lineage: Eukaryota; Viridiplantae; Streptophyta; Zygnematophyceae; Desmidiales; Closteriaceae.